GCGCGCCGCCGGCCUCCGCCUUCCCCCGCCGGCCCCACUCCCGGCGGCAGCCACCGACGGCGGGGCCCGACUCCACGGAAAGGAGAAACGGCGGCGGCGCGCGAAGUGGGCCCGACCUCCUGCAGGUCUCCCGGCGUGCGCGCAAGGCGGGGGCGCGCAGGCGCAGUCGGGUCUCGGGGUUCAUGGCUGCCGCCCAGGCGGACACGUCGCGCAGGCGGCGGGAGAAGCGGCGGCAGCUGGACGCGCGGCGCAGCAAGUGCCGCAUCCGCCUGGGCGGCCACAUGGAGCAGUGGUGCCUCCUCAAGGAGCGGCUCGGCUUCUCCCUGCACUCGCAGCUCGCCAAGUUCUUGUUGGACCGGUACACUUCUAAAGGCUGUGUGCUCUGUGCAGGUCCCGAACCUUCACCCCCGAAAGGUCUGCAGUAUCUGGUGCUUCUGUCUCAUACACACAGCCGAGAAUGCAGCCUGGUGCCUGGGCUCCGGGGGCCUGGAGGCCAAGAUGGGGGGCUUGUGUGGGAGUGCUCAGCAGGCCACACCUUCUCCUGGGGCCCCUCUUCAGGUCCUGCACCUCUGGAGGAGCCCAAGCCAGCCCCGCUUCCAGCUACUGCCCGGAGAAGCUGGUGCCCAGAAGCCAGGAGCAGGCAGGAGCCUGCAGAGCUUUCCCACCGCUGCAGACCUUAGAGCUCGUCUGUCCUCAUCCCGCCAGCCCGGAGUUUCUUCCCCUUUGACCCCGCCUGUGCCAACAGGUGUGGAAUCUGAGCAUGAUGAGCAGACUCAGCAGGCCCGGUUGCCCAGGGGGGUGGGACCCCCACCGGAGACCUUGCUGGCCCCAGGAGAAGGGGAGGAGGAAGAUGAAGAUGGAGAGGAGAUGCUCAGUGAUGCCAGCCCCUGGACUUACAGCUCCUCCCCAGAUGACAGUGAGCCGGAUGUCCCCAGACCACCCCUGUCCUCUGUCCCUCACUCUCUGAAGGAGGGGGAGAGCCCCCCGGUCCCCACAACUGCCCCUACUGCUCUUGCUGCACUGCCCUCAGCAGCAGCCACACUGGGUUCUGGAGCUUCUCUGCCUGCGGAAGUUGGGGUAAAGCUGGAGCUCAGCGGGACCUCUCAAACGGCCCCGCAGACUGAGCCCCUGCCCAGCCCUGGGAGUCAGGCCCAGUCUGCUCUGGCCUCGGCCUGGGACGAGGACACCGCACAGAUCGGCCCCAAGAGAAUUAGGAAGGCUGCCAAAAGAGAGCUGCUGCCGUGUGACUUCCCUGGCUGCGGAAGGAUCUUCUCCAACCGGCAGUAUUUGAAUCACCACAAGAAGUACCAGCAUAUUCACCAGAAGUCCUUCUCCUGCCCGGAGCCAGCCUGCGGGAAGUCCUUCAACUUUAAGAAACACCUGAAGGAGCACGUGAAGCUCCACAGUGACACCCGAGAUUACAUCUGUGAGUUCUGUGCCCGGUCCUUCCGCACUAGCAGCAACCUGGUCAUCCACCGGCGCAUCCACACUGGAGAGAAGCCCCUGCAGUGUGAAAUCUGUGGGUUCACCUGCCGCCAGAAGGCCUCUCUGAACUGGCACCGGCGCAAGCACGCGGAGACAGCAGCUACCCUGCGCUUCCCCUGUGAGUUCUGCGGCAAGCGCUUUGAGAAGCUGGACAGCGUGGCAGCUCACUGCAGCAAGAGCCACCCAGCCCUGCUCCCAACCCAGGAGUCACCCGGCGCCCUGGAACCCUGUGCUGGCAUCUCUGACCCGGUGCCCCGGCCCUCUCUGGUUGUGAGGCUCCAGCACUGCUCCUUCAGUAGUGAGCAUUCCCAGGGCUUGGGGGAGCCAGACCCUAAGAACUGAAAAGGAGCAAGCAGGAAAAGGGCCAUAGGCCUGGUCCUCAGGAACCAGGGUGACUCAGGGAGCACAGGGUGGGCAAGACUGGGCUCUAGGGGAGCAACUUUAGGCGCCAAAAGGACAGAAUAAACCCAGCAUUUUACAUGGACAUGUGUGGGCAGAGUGUUUCGGCAUCCGAGGUACAGGAAACCCAACGCCUCUGGAAGCAUGCUCUGCUGGAUUGCGCCUGGCGCGCUGUGGGAUCCAGUUUGCUUCCCCAGUGACCCUCUGUGACCUUCCCUGUGCAGUGUCACACCUACUCCUAUACUUGGGCAGGCAGGCCUGUGCUAUUACAGAGAGCACUGGGUUGUUCCAGAGGAGAAGGCUGGAGCAGAGGUAGAGGCGUGCAGUCUUGGGCCACGUGUAUACUGUCAGCCGAGAGAACCAGAUGUGUAGGCCUCUGAAGUCUCACCUUUCAGCACAAAAUGGAGGAGGCUGUACAUGCAAGAGGGCUGGGCUACUGUGCGAAGACGAAAGACCUUGGAGUGUCCAAAGGGCUGACUGGACCAUUCCUGGUCUGGAAAGGAAUCAGCCUCAGGUUUAACAAAGGGGGCCUUGGUUUCUGGGGCUCAAACAAACUCUUUAUUUCACAAGCCAUAAGCCAAAAAUCACUGGCCAGUUCCAGGGGAUUUGCACACCCUGUCCUGUUGCCUAUGGAGCGGCGUUUCCCCAAGGCUCCAAGCUCCAUUUGGAAGUACCAUGCUGAUGCUCGUUUGGCAGUGCCCAGCUUUGUGGAUCCACAUGGUCUUGGCCCAGGUCUGGGGGCUGAUGUCCCCCACCUGGCUGGAACACGAGUCUGAGAAGGCACCUUGAUCUGGACACCACAAGACCUGGCCUAUGGUGUGAGUGCAUGGCCAUGCUGAUGGCUCCUGCCCUCUUUCACAUGGAGGCGUCUCUGCAGGCAGCAGGCCAGCAGUUCCUGGCCUGGAGACCUGGUUGCCGCAGUAAGCACCCCAUCAUCUUUCUGGCUGCCCAUUUCCCAUCUUUCAGAAGCCCAGGGAGACAGCAGCAGAGACCAAGUCAGUGGGGCUGGGAAGCAAGACCAUAGGGCAAAUGGGAUGUGACUGUAGCCAUGUCUGCUUGCUACCAGAAAGGCAGGAUUGCAGAGCACCCAGUGAGAGGUAGAGUGACCCAGGCUGGAAGAAGGAGAUCUCAGCCGAGAAAACAACACAGGCGGGAGAAAAGGAAAGACACACCUGAGCACGAAGUGGCAGCCAUGCGGCACCAGGACCUGGGCGCUCUUCCACACCUGGAGUGAGGAAGGUUUUCCUGAGGCCCUGGAGUACACCACAAGGGCCAAGGACAGGAAGGGUCAGUAAGGGAAGUAGGUAUAGGGAUGUGGCAGGUGGCUGGGUCAAGGCUACCCACAGGUACGCAGGAAGGCUACGGAUCACUUCGUUUUAAAGCAGGCUGCCGUCUACGGUCGCUGCGGCAGGAUAUCGGUGGUUGCAUAGCCCUUAGCAGAGAAGCCUCUCAGCAAGUCUCCUUAGACGGGACACAAAGCCCCGGCUUUUCCUACUCAGCCUGCCCAGCAAAUAGAGCAGCACUUGCAGCGGCCUGGGUGGUGGCAGCUCGGGCACGCGUGUGUGCCCGCUGGUGCUGCGACAGCGAGCGGCUGUGGCUGAAGCAUUUACCACACUCUGCGCACUGCACUGGCCGUUCGCCCAGGUGCGUCUUGCGGUGCAGCGCCAGCUUGGAGCCCACGCUGAAGGCCUUGCCACACUCGGGGCACUUGUGGGGCUUGUGGCCGGCGUGAUUGCGCCGGUGUACAUUGAGGUUGGACACGCACGUGAAGCGCUUGCCACACAACUCGCAGCGGUAGGGCUUCUCGCCCGUGUGCGUGCGCCGGUGCUUGGUGAGGUCCGAGCGAUCGCUGAAGCGACGGCCACACUCCGGACACGGGAAGGGCUUCUCGCCCGUGUGGAUGCGCUGGUGCACCACCAGGUCGGACCGCUGCCCAAAACGCUUGCCGCAGGUGGCACAUGCGUGCGGCCGCUCGCCCUGGUGGCUGCGGCGGUGGCGCAGCAGUGUGGAGCUCUCGCUGAAGCUGCGUCCGCAGUCGCCACAGGCGUAGGGUUUCUCACCGGUGUGCGUGCGCUGAUGGCGCACCAGCGUGGCACUCUCCAAGAAGCCUUUACCGCACUCGGGGCACUUGAAGGGCUUCUCGCCCGAAUGCGUCUGCAGGUGUCGCCUGAGUGCGGAGCUCUUGCUGAAGCUCUUGCCACACUCCCCGCACUGGUGCACAGCAGGGGCGCGUGGCUGCGGGGCUAUGCGGUUGCCGAGGCUCGGAGCCACGUGGACGCGCGCAUGGCUCCGCAGCCCCGCGCUGCUGCUGAAGGCCCGCGGGCACCGCGCACAUCGCAGGAGCAGGUCGGCGGGCGGGGCGUGUAUCCUGCAGCCAUGAGCCCGCGCCUGGUGGAAGCGCAGCGCGCUCUGGCGGAAGGCGCGGGUGCACAGCGGGCAGCGACGGGGCAGCUCUGGCGGGUGCCGGCGGCGCCGGUGCAGCUGCAGAGCUGGGAGGUGUGGGAAGCGGCGGCCGCAGGUGCGGCAAGGGCAGGAGCAGCUGCGCCGCCUGUGCGCGCUCUGGUGCAGGUCCAGGCGGCCGCUGUGGCGAAAGCUCUGGCCGCACUCGCUGCAAAUGUAGAGCGUCUGGCCUGCGUGAGCGCGCCGAUGCGCGCGGAGGUCGGCGGCCAGCGCACAGCGCUCGCCGCAGUCGAGGCAGCGGAAGCAGCCGCCGUGGGCGCGCUCAUGCCGCAGCAGCACCGAGCUGUAGCGGAAGCUCUUGCCACACUCACUGCAGGCAUAAGGCCUGCCUGCGGCCGCCGCCUCUACCGUGGCCAACAUAGGGAGGGCCAGGCUGACGCCCGAUGGCGGCGCACCUCCUCGAACUGCGAGCUGUUUUCAGAUCUAGGGCCUCGGAAGGGACAGGUAGCAGAAGCGCAGAGGUGCGGAGAGCUGGCGCGGAUGCCAGGGCUGUAGUUCUCAUUGGCAGAGGCUACGGCCGUUUCGUAGGUACGUGUCAGCCAGGUCUGCCCUGCACCAUGAGCCCUGCGAUGAGAAGGUCAGGGUCAGCCCCACGGAGGCAGCUGGGGAUGGUGGGACAAGCAGGCUCCCCAUUUCCUGCAACUUCCUCAGCUAGGCCAUCUCACAGACUCGGUUCUCUGCGAAGAAAAUCCUUGGGCGGCCUAGGGUAUGGGACCGGCCCACCAGCAAGGGGAGGAGCUCCUUGGGGAGUUUGCCUCCAACACGUACUUGGCAGCGAGGCGUGCCCAGCCCUUUUCCUCACAUUUGGCUGGGGGUCUUGGCCCUGAGACGCACUAAGAAACCAAGGAGGGAUGCUCAGUGAGGAGGCCCUCCUGAGAGCUGGGUUUCCAGAGUCACUGACGUGAACCCAGCCAGCCUGCACUGGAGAGACGAGGAGGGCAAUGAAAUGCAGCAUAAAGCAGUCCAGAGCAGCAGCCUGGGAAAGGGAAGGUAUCUGAGAAAACCCAAAGGACUGUUCCUUGGCUUGAAUGGUACCAGGUAAACAACUGCUCUAUACCAGAGCACAGCCUAGAGAAGGUGACCCAGGACCUGGGAAAGCGGUGAGAGGGAACACAGGAAUUCACAAAGAGUAUUGUUAAAAGUUGGGAAGUGCUUUUCACAUUUUCGGGGAAGACGGGAGAAGGAAAGGGCACCCUAAUUCUCAGGGCAUCCACGUUGUUUGCAAACAUUCUGUCGACCCCACUGCCUUAGCUCCAGGGGUCUGAGAACCUGGAAUAGCAGCAAAGCCCCUUUAUGGGAUAAAACCUGCUCUGCUAUCUUCUUUACCUCAAUGGUAUCCCAGAAUCCUGAUGAGUUGGUCUGGGCAGCUGUCUGGGAACAGGGUCUGCCUUUGCGCACACAGCACAAACAGGGCUGCCCUCCCUGCCUCCCUCACAGCCCAUGGAUCUGUCCCCAUCUGUCCAGUGGGACACUGAAGAUGAGGUGUGGUCACAAUCAGCUAUAGGCUGUCGACACAGAUGAGGGGCAGGAUGCAGACAAAAUGGCCAGCAGUCAUUUUCUCAUCAGCAGACAGAAACUCAACCUAAAUACCCGGACCUUGGGCUGAAACACCCCAGACUGGUCCACUGAAAACAGCCUGGGAAGCCACAAACCUGCAGGGGUGGGCUCGGCGGGUCUGCUCCCUUCUGCUGCCCUGGGCAAGAGUGGCCAAUGUGGGAGGUCCUCCCAUACCUCUGGAGCAAGAUGUGCUAUGCCCUGCAGGGAGGAAGCGGAAGGGACAACAUGAAUUUUGACUGAGCAGGGGUCAGAUGCAGGAGAAAGAAGAGGGAAGUAUUUCCUAGAGGAGGGUGUUUUUAAUGGACAUCUUCAAAUAUAAAAAACUAAGAAGAGGAUCACCACUCACUUACCUUCAGCCUCUGUCUGCAUUUUGCUAUUGUGUUUCAUCUAGGACAUUCCCCCUACCCCACACACUUUAUUCCUCUGUCUGGAGUAUUUUAAAUCCCAGACAUCUUAUUCAAAGAGGAUUUAAACAAAAUCCACAAGCAGAGUCAGGAGUCCUGCAGACUCAAGAGCCAACCUUAGGGGAGGAAGUCUCUUGGUUCUUCCAAAGGGAAUUUUUAGCCUAGACACUUGGGCUACUGAUUCUACUGGUCAUCAAUUCAAGGGAAUGUUUGCCCUCAUGGGAAUAAAACCUUCCUUCAGGACUCAAUGGUUGAUCUGAAAUGCCAAAGAGAGCAGUGCUCAUACCCCAGUGAGUAUUCCACCUUACUUGGGGGACUCUGGGGACCGUGGCAUCUCUGAGGCAAAGUAUCUGGGAACCCACCCUCUGCCAGGCUACUGCCCCCCAGGGCACAGGUCCAAGGAUGGUCAACAAGUGCACAAACAUGCACAUGUCAAUGGCAUAUGUGCAAAGAGAACAUUUCCCCCCAUUACAGGUGUGGAGGGCGGGAAACCCUGGUCUAGGGUGCGGGUUUGUGCCUGACUGCAGGGAAUACCCUUCAAGUCUUUCUUCUGGGCCUCACCCCAUGUCGGAGCUUGCUCUGGAAGCAAAGGACUCUAUCCCUGGGAGAAAACCUGGAAGAAAAAAUAAAAUGUCACUGUGCCAAAAACAGAAUGACUUCUAGAAGUCAUUCUAACCUCCACUUUCCUGAUGGAAGUUUUGAAGUUGGUAUACCACCAAAUUUGUUGUACCUUGGAAAAUAAGUACAAGGUAUGCUUGGAAAGAGGGAAGGAGGGUAAUUAUGUAUGAACUGGUGAAAAGUCCUAACGGUUCAAUACUUUAAAAUACUUCAGUACUUUCAAGCAUUUAAUGCUCAUGAGUAUUAACAAAUACUAUACAUACAACUAAUACAAACAGGUACUAAGAAGUAAGAUAACUGAGCAAAUUAACAUUUGCAAUAGAUUAAAAAUCAGCUUUUAAAAAGGGUUUGUAUAUCACUUUGUUUCCUAAUAAAUAUUGCAGGUAUUUCAUACCAUA
This is a messenger RNA of Manis javanica (Malayan pangolin), 7321 nucleotides long. RefSeq names its product zinc finger protein 692 (gene ZNF692). The record is from RefSeq and is a predicted model, not a curated record. NCBI's taxonomy places the organism in Eukaryota, Metazoa, Chordata, Mammalia, Pholidota, Manidae.